Molecule: messenger RNA, 1275 nt
Organism: Heterobasidion irregulare TC 32-1
Lineage: Eukaryota; Fungi; Basidiomycota; Agaricomycetes; Russulales; Bondarzewiaceae
Exons: 7
Coding region: 1-1275 (424 amino acids)
Source: RefSeq, a predicted model, not a curated record
AUGUCUCACACAUCACCGUCGUGGUCAUACCCGGCAACCCCACUCGGGAUGUGCGGAAAUGACGGGCGCGGUCAAGUCGCAAUGCGAAGCGACGGGGCUUUCAGCGCAGGAGGCCGCCUGUUCAUUGUCGGGGUGUACAACCCACACACCGGAGCAAACAGCAUGUGUACGCGCUGGGCGUGCGCGGCUGUCGAUGCUCUUGGCACCGACUUUUCGAGAACCGGCACGGUAUCUCGACACCGGCGUGUGGUAGGGCGGCACCCGUCUCAGCAGCUUGGUUCCAUCACAGAGAUUGAGACCGAACCUGCCGAACGUCAAGCCACAGGGACGAAAGUGAAGCAAUCGCUGCACUCUGCAUGGGAGCUCGCUGGAUGCGGCGAAAGGCCAACGGAUGGGGCGGGCGUCACAUGUGACAAGGUCGCUCAUCAGAGGUGCAAGAGGAGUUUGCAUGCCGUGGGCCGUGGUCUCGACUGGCCAGAUCCGCCCCCCUUCCCGAAGCGACCAGCAUGUGACCUUGAGGAAGCGAUUGAAGCUGCGCCGCCGACCGCUUUCGAGGAUAAGCCAGACCGACCGCGACGAGCGCGCGGCUACGCGCGUGGAGCCCAACGACAAAACAGGGUGGCGGGGUGCAACCUCAUUCAACGAGGUUGGGCGGGGGACAGCCACAAUUCAUGCCCUCGUAGGACUGCCGGUGCAGGCGCCGCUGGUAUCGGACCAGCGUUCGCUUGGCGCCUCCAUACAUGGCUUGACAACCGUGUUUCUUUUUUUAAUUUUACUAUGGGGUGGGAAUCUUCGGGCGCAUUUCGCUGCCUUGGCUCGGGUGUGGUUAAGAUGAUGACGCGACUUGCACUGCUCAAGCGCCAUACCGGCCAAGUCCGACAUUCGAAAGGCGUCGACAAGCAUAGGACUAGCAUAGGCAGCCAUGCCACAGAGCGAAAGACGCCGUAUGUUCGCCCCCAAGUAUCAAAAGCAGUCAGGCCUAACAAGGCCUACGGCACUGUCGUGCUUCGCAUACACAGACACCAGAGGCGAGAGCGUGAUGGCGAUGUCAAAACUGUCGAAGCUGCGCGCUCUGCAGCGAGCCAGCGAUGCUUCCCAUCGGCAGAGACAGAUGCACGACUGGAACCAAUGGGCGGCUUCCCUGCGUACCCCUACAUCUGGUAUGCAUGCAAGCGCAGUGUUCCCGCGCGGGGCGCACCACGCGGCGGGGCGGUAGUUACCUUCUAUCUGUCUGUCUCUGCAUGCAAGCGCGCCGAAGGCAAGGAGCAGCACUGA